Molecule: messenger RNA, 3066 nt
Organism: Theileria annulata
Lineage: Eukaryota; Apicomplexa; Aconoidasida; Piroplasmida; Theileriidae
Product: 2-oxoglutarate dehydrogenase E1 component, putative
Exons: 10
Coding region: 1-3066 (1021 amino acids)
Biological process (GO): tricarboxylic acid cycle
Cellular component (GO): mitochondrion; oxoglutarate dehydrogenase complex
Molecular function (GO): thiamine pyrophosphate binding; oxoglutarate dehydrogenase (succinyl-transferring) activity
Source: RefSeq, a predicted model, not a curated record
AUGAGAUCUGGACUAAUUAGAAUCGGCCGACAGUUGAGGCAGUUUGAAAACUUUCACGGAGAAAGCUCAAAUUAUCUAGAAUAUCUUUACUACGUCUAUCGCACCAACCCCGAAGACUUACAGCCGUCAUGGCAAAAUUAUUUCUCUCUCCUGGAACAAGGAAAAAAAUAUAUACUUCCACAAAUAGAAAGAAAACUUGGACAUAAAUAUAAUGGAUUUGGUGGAACUUUGAUAGGUAAUCAAGCAACAAGCCAGGCAACUGAACUCUUUAAGAAAGUGUCAAAUGGAGUAGUUGGACUGGAAGCAUUGAAGCUAAAUGAGUUGGCCAGCGCAUAUAGGACAUACGGCCACCUGAUUUCAACACUGGACCCAUUAAAACUGCCCAAAGAAGUUCCUUUCUUUAGAAAUAUAAACGGAAUUUACGACAAGCUUAACGCCGAAAAGUAUUUCAACAAGGAAGAUCUGACUAAGAAAAUCCCAAACCUGGGUCUUGGAGGUGUUUUUAAUAUGACAGGAACAGUAGAAGAAUUGGUCAGCAAGCUUAAGGAUCGCUACUGUGGCAAUAUUUCGUUCGAGUUUGGACAUAUCGCGAAUUCUGACGAAGUUGCAUUCCUGAUCAAUGAGAUUGAAAAUGACGAUUUCCUAAAAUUCAAUAAAGAAGAUCACCUGAAAUGUUUUACAUCUAUUUGCAAGGCGGUCAAAUUUGAGCAGUUUUGCGCCAAGACUUUCCCUACACUAAAGAGGUUUGGCAUGGAUGGGAUCGAGACACUUCUGUUGCUUUUACAGUCAAUUGAGGAAAAUGGAAGAAAUUUCGGAAUAAACUCAAUAAUGAUGACAAUGUCACACCGAGGAAGAUUGAACAUUUUGUGUAACUUUUUGGAUAAACCGUUCCAGGAAUCAUUCGCAGAGUUUCGCGGUGCCAACUGGUUUAUUAAUAGCAGUUUCAGAAGCGGAGAUGUAAAAUAUCAUAACGGAUAUAGAACGACGAAGAACGGAGUAGAAAUACAAAUGAUAUCUAACUCAAGCCAUUUGCAAUUUUCACACCCAGUGCUAACCGGGUUGGUGAAGGCGAAGCAGUAUUACGAGAAUGACAGAAACCAGAGUAAAAUAUUGCCAAUUGCAGUACACGGAAAUUCAGCAAUUUCAGGGCAGGGAAUGCCAUACGAAGUUGUACAAAUGUCAAAAAUCGACGGCUAUGGAAUAGGAGGAACAAUUAAUAUCAUUGUAAAUAACCAAAUCGGAUUCACAGCAAACCAGCUGGAAGCCUCAUCAUCAAGAUACCCUUCAGAUGUGGGAAAGGUAAUUGAUAGCCCAAUAAUACAUGUGAACGCAUAUUCAAUUGAAAGCGUGAUGUUUGCCGGGAAAUUAGCAACUAAGUACCGAUACAAGUUUAAGAACGACGUGUUUAUUAAUUUGGUCGGCUUCAGAAGAUUUGGUCACAAUGAACUGGACAUGCCCAAGUUUACAAACGCAGAAAUGUACUCGAAGGUGGACGAGACGCCCAAUCUUAUGGUGUACUAUAAAAAUUACCUGGAAAACCUGGGAUUCGACAGGGGAGAAUUGGAUGAAAUUGAAAAUAGCACAGGAUCAGACUUUCUAAACUCAUUAAACCUCUCGAAGCAGAUUUCAAGGACAAUUGUGCCAGUCCAGAACGAAAACUGGUUACCGAUAGCAAAUGGUUUCUCAGGCAUGAUUAACACAUACCUAAGAAAGAAUAAAAGCGUUGUUGAGCUGUUGGAUAAAACGAUAGAUAGUGACAUGAAGUUAACAGAUUCUUUGGACGCACCAGUGGAAACUGGUAUAGAUAAAAACCUGCUUUUGGAGUUGGGUACCAAGUGUGUGACGGUCCCCAGUGACAUCAAGAUGCACAACUCAGUGAAGAAGAUUUUCGACGCAAGACUGCAGUGUCUAUCGACAGGCAUGAACUUUGACACCGCAAUGAGUGAGAUUUUGGCCUUUUCAUCACUUGCAAAUGAAGGUUUUCAUGUAAGAUUGUCGGGCCAGGAGUCUAAAAGAGGAACUUUUUCCCACAGGCACUCCCAUGUUCAGUGUCAAACUACGUUUAAAUACCACAACGUGUUUGAAGGCUUUGAUGUGAGUAUCUACAACUCAUAUUUGAGUGAGCUUGCAGCCAUGGGCUUCGAAUACGGUUACAGUUUAUACUCGCCAAAAACCCUAAAUAUAUGGGAAGCACAGUUUGGUGAUUUCGUGAAUGGCGCUCAGGUUAUUGUAGACGCGUUUGUAACCUCUGCAGAAACCAAGUGGAACUACUUCUCAGGCUUGGUGCUGUUCUUACCUCACGGAUAUGAUGGUCAAGGACCAGACCAUUCUUCAUCAAGAGUUGAGAGGUUUUUACAAUUGAGUAACGAUAAUGAGGACCUAGUCGAUAACUUAAAGUACGGAGAUGACUAUGCGAAGCUGGUGAAUAUCUCAGUGGUGAAUUGCAGUGUGGCGAGCAACUUUUUCCACGUUUUAAGAAGACAAAUGCAUAGAAGUUUUAGAAAGCCAAUGAUUUGCAUAACAGGAAAGAAACUACUGAAAUUGAGGUCCUCAUUCAGCACAAUAGAUGAAUACCUGACUGGAACUAAAUUUAGAAGAUACAUACCAGAUAACAAGUUUGCAAGAGAAACCGGAGAAGUGAGUAAGGAAGGUGAAAAGGCUCGUAAUCCAGAUGAAGUCAAGAGAGUAAUAAUGUGUACAGGCCAAAUAUACUAUGACUUAUUGGAGUACAGAGAAGAAAAUGAAGAAUGGAGGAAUGUUCCAAUAUCAAGAAUGGAGGAAAUAACACCGUUUCCAGCACAGCAUGUGCUAGAUGACCUGAAGAGGUUUAAGAACCUAGAAACACUCGUGUGGUGCCAAGAGGAGCAUGAAAACAGCGGUUGCUUCUACUUCUUGAGGGAAAGGCUAAAUAACGUGUUAAAGAUGCUGAAAAGUGAAGGCCACUGUCCCAAGGUUAGUACUUCAGUGAAGUACUCCGGAAGGUACCCGUGUGCAACCACAGCAGUGGGAGACCCGAAGAUGCACGAACACGAAACUGUACUAGUAAAACAGGCCUUUACUGUUUAA